Molecule: messenger RNA, 393 nt
Organism: Lactuca saligna
Lineage: Eukaryota; Viridiplantae; Streptophyta; Magnoliopsida; Asterales; Asteraceae
Source: the annotation of a GenBank genome assembly
AUGGCUUCAAAUCCUCCAUUUCAGGUGGAGGAUACUAACGAAGAUUUCUUUGAUAAAUUGGUCAAUGAUGGCGAUGAUGAUUAUACGCUGGUUUGGAGGAGCCUUUUGGAUUCUAUGGCUAGUUGGGAUCAUGGAUCUGGAGGUGCUCCUGGUGUUAAGGAGGUGUGGUGGACAACUUUUGCUACCGAACCUGCUGAGAAUGAUGGUAAUGGGUUUGGAUCCUACAAUGAUUUUUUCACUGAAUUUGGAGAUAGUUAUGUGGAUCAAAUAGGGAAAGGUUGUAACUUGGUUAGUCAGAAACAAAAUGUUGUGUUAAGCAGCAACAAUGUAAUAGAUGAUUCCAUGCAUAGGAAGAAUGUUUAUGAUUACUCAAAUCAAUUUCAAGACGUCUAG